Molecule: messenger RNA, 3068 nt
Organism: Episyrphus balteatus (marmalade hoverfly)
Lineage: Eukaryota; Metazoa; Arthropoda; Insecta; Diptera; Syrphidae
Gene: Rpn1
Product: 26S proteasome non-ATPase regulatory subunit 2
Exons: 3
Coding region: 224-2932 (902 amino acids)
Biological process (GO): regulation of protein catabolic process; proteasome-mediated ubiquitin-dependent protein catabolic process
Cellular component (GO): nucleus; proteasome regulatory particle, base subcomplex; proteasome storage granule
Molecular function (GO): enzyme regulator activity
Source: RefSeq, a predicted model, not a curated record
GCAUAAAAAUUUGACAGCAUUAAAAAACGCACUGUAAUCUCCAGCUACAAAAAACGCCGAAUUGCAAUUAACAAAAAAAUUUUAUUAUUGAAAUAAUUAUAUUUCUUUCAAUAAAAAAGUCAAAUCGACGUUUUUUUGUUAAAAAUCCUAUCAAAAAAAUCACAUUCAUACGUCACACAAAUUCCCCACAAAGAAGAACAAAAAAAAAAAGAAAAAAUCCAAAAUGACGGGUGAAACAGCAAAAGCCGAACAACCAAAACCCUCCACAGCUCCACCAGCUGAAGAAAAAAAAGAUACUGAAGAAAAAGAACAACAAGAACUCUCCGAUGAAGAUCAACAACUUCAGGAAGAAUUGGAAAUGUUGGUAACACGUUUACAAGAACCCGAUAAGUCUUUGUAUCUCCCCGCUCUUGAGGUAAUGGGUAAGUUAAUUCGUGCUUCAACAACAAGCAUGACUUCUGUCCCAAAACCAUUGAAAUUUAUGCGACCCCAUUACGAGACCAUGAAGAAUAUUUACAAAGAAAUGCCCGAACAAAAAUCCCGUAUGGUUUGUGCCGAUAUUAUUUCGGUUUUAGCCAUGACAAUGGGAAGUGGUAAAGACUGCUUGGCUUAUCGAUUCUUGUGUGAUCCUGAGCAAAAGAUUGGCGAAUGGGGUCAUGAAUAUGUUCGUCAUUUGUCUGGCGAAAUCGCUGCCCAUUAUUUAGAGACAACUGGAGAAUUCCAGACUCAAUUGAUUGAAUUGGUCAAACAGAUUGUUCCUUAUAAUAUGGAACACAAUGCUGAAGCAGAUGCUUGUGAUCUUUUAAUCGAAAUUGAGCAUUUGCAUCUUUUGUUAGACUAUGUCGAUGAAGGAGCUUAUCCAAGAGUUUGCUUAUACCUACACAGCUGUUAUCCAUAUGUCCCUGAACCAGAUAACUUGGUUAUCCUUCAGACAGCUUUGAAUUUGUCACGCAAAUUCAAUCAAUAUACUCAGGCAAUGCGUUUGGCAUUGAUGUUAAAUGAUAUGGAUAUUAUUGCUGAGAUAUUCAAAGAGCAAAAGGAUCCUUCGGUCCAGAAGCAGCUGGCAUUCAUGUUAGCCCGUCAGCAGGUUUGUCUCGAGUUGGACGAAUCGAUUCCAGAGUACGAUGAUCUUAUGGAAAUCAUGUCAAACGCUAAUUUGAAUAAGAACUUUUUGAACUUGGCUCGAGAGUUGGACAUUAUGGAACCUAAAACUCCCGAAGACAUUUAUAAGUCGCAUUUGGACAAUGCUAGAACUCGUUUUCCAUCGAUUCAGGUGGAUUCUGCCAAACAAAACUUGGCUGCCAGCUUUGUCAAUGGAUUUGUCAAUGCUGGAUUCGGAGUGGACAAGCUUUUGAGUGAGGAUGGCAACAAAUGGUUGUACAAGAACAAAGAGCAUGGUAUGUUGAGUGCCACAGCUUCGUUGGGACUCAUUUUGCUUUGGGAUGUCGAUGGUGGUUUGGCAAUGAUUGACAAAUAUUUGUAUUCCACUGAUGAUUAUAUUAAGUCAGGAGCUUUGUUGGCUUGUGGAAUUGUCAAUUGUGGCAUUCGAAAUGAAGUCGAUCCAGCUCAUGCUUUACUCUCUGAUUAUAUUGAGAAUAAUAAUACUUCAAUGAGAAUUGGAGCUAUUCUAGGACUGGGAAUUGCUUAUGCAGGUUCAAAUCGUUCCAUUGUCAUUGAUACAUUGAAGACAGUAUUUAACUCUGAUCGCAAGAAUGCAGCAAAUAUUGAAGUUUUAGGCAUUACAGCUCUUAGCAUGGGUUUGAUUAGUGUGGGCUCUUGCAAUGCCGAGGUAACUGAGAUUCUAUUGCAGACAAUAAUGGGCCUAAGCAAGACCGAUCUCCGUGAUACUUACACUAGAUUCUUGAUGUUGGGUUUGGGAUUGUUGUAUUUGGGAAGACAAAAAGCCACCGAAGCAGUUAUGAGCACUUUGGAAGUUCUCGAUGAACCAUACAAAUCAAUGGCCACAACAAUGGUAGAUAUUUGUGCUUACGCUGGAACUGGAAAUGUCCUCAAGAUCCAACAAUUGCUUCACAUUUGCUCAGAUCAUUAUGAAACAUCAAGUUCGGACAGUAGUGAUGAUAAGCAAAAGAAGAACAAAGAGAAGGAUAAGGCUGAAAAGGAGAAGGAACGCGAGAAGGAUUUGUCUGGCACCCAAUCGAUUGCUGUUCUCGGAAUUGCCUUGAUUGCCAUGGGAGAAGAUAUUGGAGCUGAAAUGGCAUUUAGGUCAUUUGGCAACCUCCUCCGUUAUUGUGAACCAUGUAUUCGUCGAGCCGUUCCAUUGGCUUUGGGUUUGAUUUCUGCUUCAAAUCCAAAAUUAAACAUUUUAGACACUUUGAGCAAGUUUUCUCACGAUAGUGAUGCUGAAGUUGCCCAUAAUGCUAUCUUUGCAAUGGGUUUGUCAGGAGCUGGAACAAAUAAUGCCCGUCUUGCGUCGAUGUUGCGUCAACUCGCUCAAUACCAUCAAAAGGAUCCCAGUAAUCUAUUUAUGGUUCGCAUUGCACAAAGUUUGACUCAUUUAGGCAAGGGUACACUUACUCUAAGUCCAUAUCACAGUGAUCGUCAGUUGAUGAAUCCAAUGGCAGUAGCUGGUCUAAUGGCUACAUUGGUUUCAUUUUUGGAUGUUAAGAAUCUAAUCCUAGGACGUUCUCAUUACCUUUUGUAUUCUUUGGUUCCAGCAAUGCAAGCCCGCAUGUUAAUCACAUUUGAUGAGGAACUGAAUCAAUUGCAGGUACCAGUUCGAGUGGGUAUGGCAAUUGAUGUGGUCGGACAAGCUGGUAAACCCAAAACUAUUACCGGAUUCCAGACACACACAACACCCGUUCUAUUGGCUAUGGGUGAACGAGCUGAAUUGGCAACAGAUGAGUACAUAACUUUAACACCAGUGAUGGAAGGAUUUGUUAUUUUAAAGAAAAAUCCCAAUUAUGUGAAGUAAAUUUCUUAUGGUGUUUUUUUUUUUUUCAAACUGAAAACAAAUUAGAUGUUCUUAUGUACUAAUUAUUUCUGUUUUAAUUUCUUAGCUAUAAUAUGUUUAUUUUCUAUUCAUUCAACUUAAAAAAAAAAAUAAAAUA